This is a messenger RNA of Danio rerio (zebrafish), 1877 nucleotides long. NCBI's taxonomy places the organism in Eukaryota, Metazoa, Chordata, Actinopteri, Cypriniformes, Danionidae. The record is from RefSeq and is a predicted model, not a curated record.
UGCACUCAGUGUGGAAAGAGUUUGGCAAGCAAAAGCAAACUUAAGAUUCACAUGAGGAUCCACACUGGAGAGAAACCAUUCACAUGCACUCAGUGUGGAAAGAGUUUCAGCCACUCAUCAAACUUUAAUAAUCACAUAAAGAUCCACACUGGAGAGAAACCAUACACUUGCACUCAGUGUGGGAAGAGUUUCAACCAAUCAUCAAACCUUAAUAAUCACAUGAAGAUCCACACUGGAGAGAAACCAUUCACAUGCCCUCAGUGUGGAAAGAGUUUUGGAAUACAAAGCAGUCUUAAAAUUCACAUGAGGAUCCACACGGGAGAGAAACCAUUCACAUGUACUCAGUGUGGGAGGAGUUACCACCAAUCAUCAAACCUUAAUAAUCACAUGAAAAGCCACACUGGAGAGAAACCAUACACUUGCACUCAGUGUGGGAAGAGUUUUGGAAUACAAAACACUCUUAAAAUUCACAUGAGGAUCCACACUGGAGAGAAACCAUUCACAUGCACUCAGUGUGGGAAGAGUUUCAACCAAUCAUCAAACCUUAAUAAUCACAUGAAGAUCCACACUGGAGAGAAACCAUUCACAUGCACUCAGUGUGGGAAGAGUUUUGGAAUACAAAACACUCUUAAAAUUCAUAUGAGGAUCCACACUGGAGAGAAACCAUUCACAUGCACUCAGUGUGGGAGGAGUUUUAACCAAUCAUCAUCCCUUAAUCUACACAUGAUGAUUCACACUGGGGAGAAACCAUUCACAUGCACUCAGUGUGGGAAGAGGUUUAGCCAAUCAUCAAACUUUAAUAAACACAUGAAGAUCCACAGUGGAGAGAAACCAUUUACAUGCCACCAGUGUGGAAAGAGUUUUAGCAUACCAUCACACUUUAAUCUACACAUGAGGAUCCACACUGGAGAGAAACUAUUCACAUGCACUCAGUGUGGGAAGAGUUUCAGCCAUUCAUCAAACCUCAAUUCACACAUGAGGAUCCACACUGGAGAGAAACCAUUUACAUGCACUCAGUGUGGAAAGAGUUUCAGCCAAUCAUCAUCCCUUAAUUUACACAUGAGGAUCCACACUGGAGAGAAACCAUUCACUUGCACUCAGUGUGGAAAGAGUUUCAGCCAAUUGUCAUCCCUUAAUAUACACAUGAGGAUCCACACUGAAGAGAAACCAUUCACUUGCACUCAGUGUGGGAAGAGUUUCAGCCAGUCAGCACACCUUAAUAAACACGUGUUGAGCCACAAUGGAAAAAAGCCAUUCACUUGUACUUAAGCCACGGUCACACUUGAUUUUUUUUCCCCAUAGACUUCCAUUCAUACGCAUGCAAAUGCGUCAGACCGGAAACACAAGUUCUCCCUCGGUUGGGGAACUUCAGUACUGUACAGUGGAUUUGAUCUUGGAAAAUCCACGUAUGGGAGGAUUCGAUUCAGAAGCCGUUUGUCUGAAAGAGUAUUGAAUGGGCCAAUGAAGCAAAGAAUUGGCAGCGUAAGUUUGUGCAGGUGUGCCUCAUUGCCAAUUAUCCCAGCAUAUAAGCACACCUGGAGCGAGUCACUUGCUGGCCCACUACGUUGUUGGUCUGCCCGCUGGUCAGCCUGCGUUUUGGGUAUAGGUGCCUGCUAUGCGUGAUCCCCACUAGGCGAUCCCAAAUGCUUAUUCCGCCACAGUUAAGCCCCCCCCAUGAUCAAAUCCACUGUAUAGCACUUCCGUUACCCUACUCGGGGAACAAAGGGUUACUUCUGUAACCUCAAACGUUCUUGCGUCAAGUUUCGUAGUUCAGUUACUUACAAAGUUUAAUCUUGGUGAAGUCUUACCUGCGAAAUCGCAUCACUUGACUGUGUGAGACCAAUCAAAUAUCAAAACAUGACCUCUCUGGACAGAAA